AUGGCCUCCACUCGCGUCCUCGCCUCCAGACUCGCCACUCAGAUGGCCACCAAGGCCGCCCGCCCUGCGGUGCGCGUCUCUGCCAUGCCUAAGCGCACCAUCACCGGCUUCUCCAGCCCCCUCCAGGCCGUCAAGCGCCAGCAGGCCACCACCAUCAAGUCCUCCAAGGUCUUCACCCAGGUCCAGGCCAAGCGCGCCUACUCCUCUGAGAUCGCCCAGGCUAUGGUCGAGGUCUCCAAGAACCUGGGUAUGGGUUCCGCCGCCAUCGGUCUCACCGGUGCUGGUAUCGGUAUCGGUCUGGUCUUCGCCGCCCUCCUCAACGGUGUUGCCCGCAACCCUGCCCUCCGUGGCCAGCUCUUCUCCUACGCCAUUCUCGGCUUCGCUUUCGUCGAGGCCAUCGGUCUUUUCGACCUCAUGGUUGCCCUCAUGGCCAAGUUCGUACACGUAAGCGAUUUACUUCGCGCUGGCGAGCUGGGGGAGGCGCAGGGUUGGGAUGGCUUUCGGACGGAGCCGUCUUCCCGCGUCUGGUCCCCCUCGGGACAGGUUCGCCUUUGGUUACGCAAUGGAGCAGCAAACCGCCUCCACACUGCGGAACAAGCACAGAGUUAA
Colletotrichum navitas is the source of this 609-nucleotide messenger RNA. RefSeq lists its product as uncharacterized. The transcript is spliced from 3 exons. Bases 1 to 609 code for a protein of 202 amino acids. Gene Ontology annotation, biological process: proton transmembrane transport; proton motive force-driven ATP synthesis. The record is from RefSeq and is a predicted model, not a curated record. NCBI's taxonomy places the organism in Eukaryota, Fungi, Ascomycota, Sordariomycetes, Glomerellales, Glomerellaceae. Gene Ontology annotation, molecular function: proton transmembrane transporter activity.